AUGGCUCCUACGAAGCCACGGCGGUGCAACCCCCUGGCCUUCAACCGGUGGCCUGUGACGAUCAUCACCACCCUCGUCUACGUCGCCUUGCUCGCCCCGCUGCUCGUUGUCCACCACGUCCUUCCUGCCGCGCCAGAGACCGCGCCCGACGGCCUCGAUAUCGACGAAGCAUGGCGCGACUUGCAGUAUCUCACGGGCGGUUUCCAUCCGUACAACUCCCACCGCAACGACGAGGUGCGGAGUUGGCUGUUGAACCGGAUAGAUGAGAUCAUCCUGGAGAGGAGAAGAUUGUCGGCAGCUGACCGGAGACUUCGACGAGGCGCGGAGGACGCGCGCCAGCCCGAGGUUUUUGUCUUCGACGAUUUGCGGUCGAAUCUCACGUUCUCGCAAUCGGACCUGGGCGUCUACUUCGAAGGCACGAAUAUCAUCGUGUAUAUCCGAGGCUCGGAGGACGAUAAGACGAACUGGUGGGAGCAACCGGAUGGCCGACCGUCUGGCAAGGGCGGCGUGCUCGUCAAUUCGCACUACGACAGCGUGUCUACGGGCUACGGUGCUACUGACGAUGGAGUCGGCGUGGUCACUUGUCUGCAGCUGAUCAAGUACUUCACCACGCCAGGGCACGAGCCGCGGAGGGGACUGGUCAUCCUGCUCAAUAAUGGCGAGGAGGACUUUCUCAAUGGCGCGCGCGUGUAUAGUCAGCAUCCCAUAUCGAAGUUCGCGCAUACCUUCCUGAACCUGGAGGGCGCCGGUGCCGGAGGACGAGCCACGCUGUUCCGCAGUUCUGACACGGAGGUCACUCGAUUCUACGAGAGGUCUGAGCAUCCGUUUGGCUCUGUGUUAUCAGACGCGGGUUUUCAGAUGGGUCUGAUCCGCAGCCAGACCGACUAUAUUGUCUUUGAGGGCGAUCUCGGUCUGCGGGGAUUGGAUGUCGCGUUCAUGGAACCUAGAGCCCGGUACCACACGGACCAGGACGACGCAAGACACACGAACAAGGACUCUCUGUGGCAUAUGUUGUCGGCAGCAGUUGCGACGACAGAGGGACUGGUCUCGGACUCCAGCGAUGACUUCGAGGGCGAACCUCAGGGGCCGGGCAAAGUGCCCAGUGGGAGAGGUUCGCGGGCUGUCUGGUUCGAUCUCUUCGGCAGUACAUUUGCGGUCUUCCAACUCCAUACGCUCUUUGCUCUUUCGGUGACUCUCCUGAUCGUGGCUCCGCUCACGUUGCUCAUCACCAGCAUCAUCCUGUCCAACGUGGACCGCAUGUACCUGUUUAGCAUGAAGGUUACGAUCGACGACAGCGAUGAGAAGGUCUCGCUGCGUGGUGUGAGAGGUUUCUUUCGAUUCCCCUUCUUGUUCGGUUGUUCUGCUGGUGUCACCGUCGCGCUGGCUUUUCUGUUGACCAAGGUCAACCCUCUGAUCAUUCAUAGCAGCCAGUAUGCGGUGUGGAGCAUGAUGGUCUCAGCCUGGGUCUUCACUGCAUGGUUUCUAGCCCGCGUUGCGAAUUUUGCCCGACCAACGGCUCUGCAUCGCAUCCACACGUUGACCUGGAUGUUCGUGCUGACGUGGGUUCUUCUUGUCGUCGCGACCGUAUACGAGAACCGGGAUGGGUUAGCUGCUGGAUAUUUCAUUCUUUUCUACACGUUCGGGACGUUCCUGGCGACAUGGGUGUCUUAUCUCGAGCUGUUUGCGCUGCCACGGAAGAGAGAGUAUGCCAGCCAGUUCCGGCGCGGAUCGAGACGAGCCAGCAGUCUCGGCAGCCGUCUCUUGUCGCCGUCUGCCGACGAGGUCGGGGGUGCUGUCCCGAAUGAGGAAGAGGAGCCAUCGGAAUCGACGUCUCUGUUGCGAGGCGGGCAGCGGACUACGUUUGCAAACUACACCCGAGUCGAGGUCGAAGAAGACGACAUUGUCACUCCUGAGGACGCGGGUCAGGAGCGGGGUCGGGAUCCCAAUGUAUACGGCUACGAGCAGCCAUGGAGUGCCAGAUUGCCUAAAUGGACAUGGGUGCUGCAGCUCCUUCUGAUCGCUCCAAUCGUUAUUAUUCUCAUCGGACAAUUGGCGUUGCUGGUCACGGCUGCUGUCCAUCAGACCGGUCAGGACGGCAGUCCGGUGUUGGUGGCCUACCUGUCCAUUGCUGCUUUCACAACGCUGCUCUUCACGCCUGUUCUGCCGUUCAUCCAUCGGUACACGUAUCAUAUUCCGACGUUCUUGUUCCUUGUCUUCAUCGCGACCCUGAUCUACAAUCUGGUUGCCUUCCCGUUCUCGGCCAGCAACCGACUCAAGCUGUUCUUCCUGCAAGAGGUGGACCUCGACACGGGCGUCAAUCGCGCUUCUCUGACAGGCAUUCCUCCUUAUGUGAACGACGCGAUUAAGUGGAUCCCAAGUGCCGCGGACCAGAAUGUGACGUGUGCAUGGCAGACAGAUCGUCUGAAAUGCUCGUGGGACGGGCUCGCGCCGCAUGUUAUUGGCACCGAGGGCCAGGAACCGCCGCUGCAAGAUUGGGUGUCGUAUAAUGUGACUCGCACGGACGAUAUUAGUAACAGCAAGAACAGACAUCAGGCUCGAUUCCAGAUCACGGGCCUGAACACGCGCGCGUGCGUGCUGAAGUUCGAUUUGCCGAUUUCGCGAUUCCAAGUUGCCGGAUCGGCGGUCGACGAGCAGCGGUUCCCCACGACCUCUCCUGCAGGAUUGAGGGAGAUCCGACUGUGGAGCCGCACGUGGGAGAAUACAUGGACAGUUGAUGUCGAGUGGGAGGGUGACAGCAGCGAGCUGAGCGGCAAGGCGACUUGCCUGUGGAGCGACGACAACUCGCCUGGUGUGAUUCCGGCUCUGGACGAGAUCCGUCAGUACAGUCCGGACUGGGUGGCCGUGUCGAAGCUGGCCAGUGGGCUGGUUGAGGGGAGUCGAUUUUUCAAGAUAUGA
Molecule: messenger RNA, 2916 nt
Organism: Rasamsonia emersonii CBS 393.64
Lineage: Eukaryota; Fungi; Ascomycota; Eurotiomycetes; Eurotiales; Trichocomaceae
Product: zinc metalloprotease
Exons: 1
Coding region: 1-2916 (971 amino acids)
Biological process (GO): proteolysis
Molecular function (GO): metalloexopeptidase activity
Source: RefSeq, a predicted model, not a curated record